Molecule: messenger RNA, 4789 nt
Organism: Trifolium pratense (red clover)
Lineage: Eukaryota; Viridiplantae; Streptophyta; Magnoliopsida; Fabales; Fabaceae
Exons: 3
Coding region: 462-4346 (1294 amino acids)
Source: RefSeq, a predicted model, not a curated record
AUGAGAGCAUGACAGAGUAAAAGGUUUCUUUCCAGACAGCAACAAUGAAAAUAAGAAGAAUUAGAAUAUAGUUUUAAUAAUGUGAUCAUUAUACUAUUCUAUCAUUUUCUCUUUCUCUUCUUUUCGUGCCGCCCCACACUCUCUUUUUUGUCAAAAACCAUCAAAAGAUCAAACAUCCAAUGUCAUAACACACACAUUCAGCUCCUUUUACCAAUGUUUUGUCUCAUAAACAUACAAAAAAACAGAGGAUUUUCACAUACCCUUUGAUUUAUCUUGGUUCCACAAUCAUAACUGGGAUUGGAUUUAUCAUUGUGGGUCUGUGUGAUUGAUUCAUUGGUGGUGAGGUAAGUUUAAGCUUAAUUUAUUGAUAAAUUUCAAAACUUUCUUAUUUUAGCUUUUCUUACUUUUGAUCACGGAUCACUGGAUCUUAUUUAGGGUACCCUUUUGUUUGUUUAUGGUUGAUGAAUCAGGUUUUAACUAGGAGAGAGUUAUCAAAAGUGAGGGAGAUGGGAUCAAUGAUUGAAAUUGGAAUCAAAAUUAGGAAAGUUGUUUUCAUUUCAAUCAGAGGGGUUUACAGAUCAGCUUGCAAUCAUCCAUUUCUUUUAGGUUUUUUAGGUUUCUUGCUGUUUUUGUACAGAUAUUUUCCUGUUCUGUUUUCUGUUUUGGUUUCUGCAUCUCCUGUUUUGGUUUGCACUGCUCUUUUGCUCGGGACCCUUCUUAGUUUUGGUCAGUCAAAUGUGCCUGAGUUUGAAAAGGAAGAGAGAGUUACUCGUGACAUUUCGUCUUACCAAGCUGGAUUUUCGGAGGGUGAAACUGUUGUUUCUGAUAGAGAUGAGAGCUAUUUUGUGAGAGGGUAUUCGGAGCAUAGGAGUGACGUUGAAGAGAGUGGCAUUGAAGAAGCCAGUUUGGCGGGUGAGAAAGAUGAUAGGACUGAGGAGGAUCGUGGUUUGAGUUAUGACUCUGCGUUGGAUGACGAAAUCUUGCAGGAAAAUCAACCUGAGAAUCAAGUAAAAGAGGAUGUGGAAAGGGAAUUCCCUAGUAUUGAGUUGGGAAAGAGCACAGAAGUUCAUGACGGGAACCUCGCAUCUGAAGUUGUUUCAAGUGAUGAUGAGGAAGCUAUUGAGAAACAGUAUGUCAUGGUUCAAAAAGAUGAUGAUGAUAAUUUUGAAAUUGAGAAUGGGAAAGUUCCGGGAGGCGGGUAUACUUCUCUUAAGGAAGGUGAUGCGGAUUGUUCGCCCAGUUCAUCUUGGAAACAUGUGGAGAAGGAGAACAGCUCUGAUGAGGACAACUCUGAGGAUUCAGGGUCUUCUAGGGCAGAGAGUUCUUCGCCAGAUGCUUCCAUGGCUGACAUCAUUCCGAUGCUUGAUGAGCUCCACCCACUUUUAGACCUAGAUGCCCCACAACCUGCUCAUUUAUCCCGUGAUGGUUCUCAUGCUGCAUCUGAGAAAUCUCAGAAAAGUAGUGACGACGACGAUGACGAUGAUGACAGUGUCGAAUCAGAUGAAGAUAUUGAAAACCAUGGUGAAGCGGACGAGGAUGGUGUUGACGAAGAGGAAGAAGAAAUGGUGGGUAGCAAAGAGGAUGAAAGUAAAUCUGCUAUCAAGUGGACAGAGGAUGACCAAAAGAAUCUUACAGAUCUGGGAACUUUGGAGCUUGAAAGGAACCGACGAUUGGAAAAUCUUAUUGCUAGGAGAAUGGCAAGGAGAUUCAUGACCGAAAAGAAUCUAAUAGACUUAGAUAGUACCGAUGUUCCCAGUAAUGUUGCGCCUAUUUCUGUUAGACGCAACAACCCUUUUGAUUUCCCUGAUGAAUCCUAUGCGGGCAUGGGAUUACCACCCAUUCCUGGAUCCGCUCCAUCAAUUCUACAGCCUAGACGAAACCCUUUUGACAUUCCAUAUGAUCCAAAUGAAGAAAAACCUGAUCUUAAAGGGGACAGUUUUCAACAAGAGUUCACACAUUAUAAUCAAAAAGAAGCAUUUUUUCGGAGGCAUGAAAGUUUCAACGUUGGACCAUCAUUAUUUGGGAUAUCCAGGCAAGAGAGGCAUAAUAUUAAUUGGAAGCCUGUCUUUAUAUCUGAAAGGAUGGCUUCGGAAGGUACAAGCUAUUUCCAGAGGCAAUCUAGUGAUGUAAGUGAUUCAAAGUUGAGUUCUGUUCCAGAUACUGAAUCGGCGAGUUCAGGUGAUCAGGAUGAGAGGAAAUUCAGUGAACAAGAGUUGUCUCCAGAGACUGAAUUAGUAUCUAAUGUGGAUCACAUUUCUGAUGAGGCUGAUCAUAGAAGCCUAUCCUCUGAAGAAAAUGAAUCCGUGGAGAUGAUAGAGGCUGAGGAGAGCAAUGUUUGCCGUAAUGAAGAUGAAAUAGUGCUCGGAGGGGUAGAAAAUCCUUCUGCGAUGGAAUUUUAUGCAACAAGAGAGCUUGAAAUUGACGAGCAAUUCCAUGAUGGGGAAACAAGUUUGAGAAGAGAACCAAGUGUUGAGGUGAGCAGCAGCAGCAGAUCGAGCCAGUCUUAUCAAUCAGAAGUGAUUGACGACAUGCCUGGCGACGAACCCAAAAAAACUGCAAAUUUGCAGCAUGAAGAUGGUCACCUCCCAGAAUCGAGAAUUUCAACCCAAACUUCAGUGGAGGAAUCGAGAAUUUCAACCCAAUCUUCAGUGGAGGAAUCAAGCUUCCGGCAUAUGCAUAGUGAGGUGGAAGACACCCGACUAGUAGAAGUAGAACCAGUUUAUGAUUCUAGUCCACCGGCAGCAGAAAAGCUCAUAUCUUUUUCUUCUGUGUCUUCUGAUUCAGCAGAAGAGUUCUCCAAGACGGCAGUGCCUACUGUUUCAGUCGAUACUACUGUUGAUGUAGCUGAUAAAGAGUCUGAGGCACACAAUGACAGACUGGAGGAUAAUUCUUCUGGUCACGAGAAAACUCAAUCAGCCUCUUCCGAACUGCGUGUGGAAGUCAAAAAUGAAACGGGGUCCGAGAAAUCUGAAGAUAUAGAUCAGCACAAUGUUACCGCAGAGGAGUUACCUGCAGUUAUACCAAAUUUUGCUGAUCAAAAUGGACCGACAAUAGCCGAGUUUCCUGUCAAUCCAAACUUUUCUCCGGAUAUUGGAUCAGAAAAGGGUGUAACCGGUUCAGGCUUGAUUCAUGAACGGGAUAUAGGAAACCACAUACUUGCUGAUUCUGAAAUGCUUCAUCAAGACAAUGUAGAGUCUCCAGAUUCAAAUUAUCAACUGGCUUCUGAAGAUACACUGCCCAAUGAAGCAUCUAGAUUAGAUAAUGAAGAUAUGUCUGUUUCAGUCCAAGGUGAAGAUGAUAAUGUCUUGUUAUCAAGUUCCAUGGAGCAAGGUAACACCAAUAUCCAUCAAGAUUUGGACAAGAAUAUGGUUUCUAUCACUUCUGAUAACCAACAUGAAACUGAUGUCAAGUCUCCCUCCGACAUGGAGAAUCAUCUGUCAAGCUCUGAUAAAAUGGUGGAUGCACAAUCUUCCAGCGAUCAUAAUGAAAACCAGAGUUCUGAUGAUAUUAAGGUAGAACAUUCACAGGAUGCUGGCACUUCCAAAGAUGAAAUUGGAGAGUUGCAUGACACCUUAUUUCAAACUCCUGGUAUUAUCUCUUCUGUGACUUCUGAAUAUUUUGACACCCCUGAAUUACGUUCACCAACUGGUGAAGUGGAUUUGGAAAUUUAUAAGCGUCGUGUGGAAGUUGCGAAUGAAGACCAAAAUGAAGCACGCCAAAACUUAGUUCCUUCAGCAGAGGGCUUCAUGUCUCCGGACUCUGAAGAACAUUUCAAUGAAUUUGAAUAUGUUAAUGAAAUUGACGAGGAAUUCUUGUCAGAAUUGGAUACAGUUGGGGAUUUUAGUGUUGGUGAUGCUGGUGUAUCACAUCAUACUGACAUUGUCCACAAUGAAACUAGAGAUGCUCAACUUAGUUCACUGCAUGAGGAUGUAAAGACAGCAGAGGUUGAGCAGGACAAUGACAUACCAGUUCUUGAAGAAAGAUCACUUGAAGAUAUUGACACAGGUUUUAAGCAACUUCGAGAAGGAGAUGAUGUUAGUGAUGUCAUCCUUCCGAGUACAAUUAAGGAUCAGCUUGUUGGUGAAGAAUCUAAAGAUCAUGUGGAAGUUAAUGAAGCCAGAUCCCUGGAAUAUACUGAUGUUGCUUCAGGGAAAAUCUUGAAAGAUAAUCAAGGGGAGCUGCCAGAUAAAUUGGAUACAGAAGGUGCUUCAGUCAAAAUAGAAGAAAGCAAAGUUGUCCCGGCAAAGUUGAAUGAAUCCUUUGAUGUAUCAACCAGUGUUGAAGAAGUGAGCAGAUCUUCAGUUGAUAAACCGGAAACUGUAUCCAGUAGCAAAAUCUCACAGUAGGAAAUCUAGUUCUAGUUCCAGUUCGAGCUCUAUCAAUUCUGAUUGAUACCAAGAGAGGUCAUUUUGAGCGAGACGAAAAAGUUGUAAGUUUUUUAUUUAUGUUGUUUUACGGUUUUUGUCUUUGGCAAUGGGAAUUUGAGUUUGUAGCCUCGGCAGCGACAUGUCUUGGCUAAUGGUAGUUAGGUCGGAUUUCUAUAAUUUUGAUGGAUUGGUUUCUUCAAGAAUGAGUUUUGGUUUUAUUUCUUGAAGCUUGCAGCUUUUUGGUUAAAUUUUACCCUUCGGUGUGGCCAAUUUGGUAUAUAUAUAGGGUGAGAGGUUAUUUUCAACAGUGUUGCCCCUUGUGUAAUCCAAAAGAAAAUGGAUUUUUGUACAUUACAAUUUGAUUGUAGAAAUGGUGAUUGAAUUUGUUUCUAUGUAUAUACCAAACAGUUGUUUCCGGGCUC